Molecule: messenger RNA, 2481 nt
Organism: Giardia duodenalis
Lineage: Eukaryota; Fornicata; Diplomonadida; Hexamitidae
Product: Ankyrin repeat protein 1
Exons: 1
Coding region: 1-2481 (826 amino acids)
Molecular function (GO): protein binding
Source: RefSeq, a predicted model, not a curated record
AUGUCCGAGGAAGGCGCUUUGAUGGAGCGGUUUCGAAACUCCUUGGCUAGUGGAAAUUCUAAGGAGUUAACUCAGAUAUGCGAGGAGGCAGCGAAAUCCAAGGUCUGUCUUAAGGCUCCCGAACGCAUAGUCACUGAGAACGCAACGUCCAAGCCUUCUCCAGAGGAACUGAGGAUCUUGUUUACUAAUAUUGCAGCGGGAAAUUAUGAGGCAUGCAAGCAACAGAGCGGUGCGCUUAUCUGCUCCUGGCAAGGAAGGACUCCGCUCAUGUGUGCAGCGGAACAUGGACAUGUGGAUCUAACCAAGCUAUUUCUGUCUCAGCUAGGCUGUGUCUCAGGAGAUAUGGCAAGACGCACUGCUCUUCAGUUGGCUUUGAUAAACGGGCAUUCAGCGCUCUUUGUAUAUUUACUCCCGGAACGCGGGAUUCGUGGAAUAUAUGGCCGCACAAUGCUUCAUCUAACUGCAUCUAUGGGGGUUUCUACGUGGCUAAACAAUUUCACAGCCUAUCUCGGCGAAACAGACGACGAUGAAAACACAGCCUUGAUGCUAGCAGCAACGAACGGUCACGCGGCAUGUGUGGAGCAGCUACUUACAGAGCUAGGAGAGGUAAAUACAAAUGGUGACACUGCGUUGUUGCUUGCAAUGAGAGCAAGAGAGCGUAGCUGUGUCAAACUGCUAGAAGGAGAAAUAGGGAUCGCGGGCGUAACUUCUCUAAUGUAUACUGCUUCCUUAGGAGAUGCGUCCACGCUAUCCCAGUUUCUCAAGGAGCGAAAAGCCAUCGCUCUAAUGGGUCGCCAGGAUAACCAAGGACGCACAGCUCUAACCUAUGCUAUGGAGGCAGGCAUACCCAUUGAUACAUGUGUUCCCUUAUUAGCGAAAGAAGAGAACAUCCCGACGGCGGAUGGCUCACUUCCCGUUCACAUUGCUGUGAGACGCGGCCUCUCGGACUAUUUGAAACGUCUACGCCAUCAGCUCGUGAUUCCUGAUAACACAGGAGACUACCCUUUAUCUGUAGCUGCACGCUAUUGCUGGUGUGACUCUCUUGUAGAACUGCUUGACCUCAAAGAGAACGAUGAUACGGAGUCUUCACCUAUUCAUCUGGAUCCCGUCAUCUUGAGUACUGCUAUAGACGCCGCUAUCAAACACAUAUGUCGUCUCGCGCUCCCUAUUCUUACUGCACAUGUUAUCAAGUACAACUUGCUAGGACGCGUGUCUGUGCAGAGACGCACUGGGGUCCAUGUUCUAUCACCAACAGAUCUAAUGAAGAGUGCUGCUAAGGGUAACACGCAUGGUGUUCUGGCUAAUCUGCACAAGAUGAACUGUAUUUACGAAGAUAAAACCGCUCUGAUGAUAGCAGCAGCCGGCGGGCAUCACGAAUGCGUCAAGCUCCUACUAUGCGAGUUAGGAAUAGUAGGCAGCAAUGAAUUAACAGCUCUUGACUAUGCGUGUGAACAUGGAUACCUAGGAUGCAUAGAGCAGCUGUCUCCAGAGUAUUCAUUGAUGUUAGGGAAACCCUUGUAUCAUGCGGCCAUUGGAGACUAUGACUGGAUCAAGAGGCAUAUUAAAUCCGUAUAUAGAUCCACUGUCCUAUUCAGAACUCCUCUUAUGUGCGCCGCAGCAUGUGGACAAGACAAAGUUGUGGCAGAGCUUACUGAACAGAUUGGGAUGACAGAUUCACUGGGCUAUACUGCGCUAGGCAUAGCAGCCCAACGAGAUCAGAUGUCAGUCAUCCCUAUUCUUACUGACGAGCUUUCUUUAUCGCAAGCAAAUGGUAUGUCUGCUCUUAUGGUCGCGUGUAAGUAUGGGUGCUAUAGCUCCGCCGAGGCGCUCUUUUCUCUUUACUAUCCUAAUAAUAAAGCUGAUGCAUUGAUUGGUAACGGUACUGUACAAGCCCUUGGACAUGUAAGACGUGACUCCGAUGGUAAGACCGCUUUGAUGUACGCCACCAUAUCAAGAAAGCGCCUCCUUGUCCGCAUGCUACUUGGAGUAGAGGGUGGCUUGCAAGAUAAUGUUGGAAUGACGGCGCUUAUGUAUGCAGUUCGCUACGGCUGCAAGGAAUGCUACGAACUUCUUAUAACAUGCCAGGCUGAAGUCAAGCACCGGAACAACAAAAAGGAAACAGCUCUUAUAUUAGCAAUUAAGCAUAAGCGUGAUCUUGCUGUAACGUUACUUGGACCAAUAGAAGGGACCGAGCGAGACAGCGCUUCAAGAACAGCACUUAUUUUUGCUACCGAGAGAAAUAGAAAAAGAUAUAUAAGAGAGCUAUGUCCGCAUGGUGAAGGCUCAGUGGAUGAGCACGGAAACAGUGCCCUAUCUAUUGCCAUCAAAAACGGACUUGUCACUAUAACUCGAUGUUUGGUUCACUCCUCUUUAGAGUGUGCAGUUGCAAAGAAGAUCAUUGCAGCUUUAGAAAAUAACCCACAAAACAGCAAAAUAACGGCAGACUGCUUAAGAAUACUAAAUGAGCACACUGAUCCUUAA